AUGGCUCUUACUAAUCGUUCGGAUUCUGCCUUAUUUAUUACUGUCAAUUCGCCAACAUUAUUAUCGUCGUCGUCAUUAUAUUAUAGUAGUACAAUGGCUGGAAGAUCUCUAGUGUAUCCCAACGAAACAACAACAGAAGCGGGCUCGAAACAUUUGAAAUUCGUUGAAAAUCUAACCACGCAAAUCACACUGAUUGUUUCUGUGAUCGGCUUGAUUGGUAAUGCUUGUACCAUGAUUGUACUCAAUCGACAAGCUAUGCGGAAGUGGCGUUCUUCGAUGUUACUAUCAGCUUUAGCUGGCGUUGAUUUUCUUUAUUUAUUAAUAAUCUUUCUGUCAAUUGUUGAUACAUCAACAGGCUCAAUCAUCGGUUUUCAUCGUUCAUUAAUAGUCUGUGAAGUCACUGUUUAUAUCACACACAUUUGUUCAUUUCUCUCAGCUAAUUUUACGUUAUCAUUUACGCUACAACGGUUCGUUGCUGUUCUUUUCCCAUUACAUGCCAAUACGAUCAUAUCAAGUCGUUCGUCAACAAUAAAUAUCUUCAUAUUAGUUUUAAUUGGUUGUAGCUUUUACUCGUUUAGUUUUUUUGUUACACAUAUUUCAAAGAAUCAAUGUGAAGAAAACGAAAAUCAUCCCGCCCUGUAUCCAUUAUUGAUUGUUGAUACGUGUUUAACGUUUGUUCUACCAUUCAUAUUUAUUCUACUCUUCAAUUGUGCAAUUGUGUAUAAAUUAAGAAACAGAAAACGGUUUACAAAUAUUUUCGGGGGUUCAUUAACGACCGCUCCAGGCUCACGCAAUCAACGAACGUCGUCACCGAUUCGCUUGUCGAAAGGAGAUUUAUAUCACGAACGACAACGGCUGUAUGAAUCAAAUUCGAUUGACACUAAUUUUAUUCCAUUGAAAGAUACAGCGCGCACAUCUAUUGGCACACCAACAUCGCAAACAAAUCGACAGAUAUCCUCGUCAUGUAUAGAAUCUACAGUUCCAAUUCCAAACGAGUUAUCUCCUGUUUCGGCAGCCAAUUCCAAUAGCAAUCGACAAGCGAUAUCACAACGUACAACGAAAAUGCUUGUUAUUUGUUCCACCACUUUUCUCCUGUUCAAUUCGCCUUAUUGUGCUGUUUUACUUUAUUCAAUUAUAUCAAAGAAAGACUUUAAACGUACACUGGGAAUCUUACGGCAUUUCUACUUCAUGUCCUUCUGUUUGAAUUUCUUUCUCUAUUCAUUAUGUGGAAAUCGUUUUCGUCAUGAGUUGAUUACGCUCUUCAAAUCAUGCUGGCAAAAAUGUUGCACGCAGAACAUGCGCUCACAUUGGUUACGAAUUGAUAAACUUCCACAAGAACAAAAUUUCACACGUGUUCCUUCGAAAACAGACGCUUGA
Molecule: messenger RNA, 1377 nt
Organism: Adineta ricciae
Lineage: Eukaryota; Metazoa; Rotifera; Eurotatoria; Adinetida; Adinetidae
Source: the annotation of a GenBank genome assembly